AUGAGGAGAUCGAGCUACGUUCUUGCGGCGGGCGCGCUGGCUGUGAACGCGCUAGGCUCCCAGCCUGUUCCCGGCGUCUUGCUGCUUCAAUUCGAAGAAAAGCGGAAUCCCGAAGCACCCGUUCUACGGCGCAGACAAGACCAAACAGUCGAGGAGGUGAUAACGAACGAGAAGCAGCGCGGUGGUUAUUUCUCAACAUGUACCAUAGACGACUCCAAAUCUUCACGAACCCACACAACUUUCCUUUCCGAUAAGCUCAAAAUCACAUAUUUGGACAAUUCCUAUGUCCAGGGAGAUUACUUCCGCGACACCCUCGAAAUAGGCGACUCGGAGCUAGCCAAUUUCACAAUGGGCCUGGGGCUUAACACGACUCUAAGUCAUGGUGUGAUUGGAGUUGGCUAUUCGAUUAACGAGGCUUCUUUCGAGACGGCUAGCGUUAUCUACGACAACUUACCAGUUGCGCUGGCGAAUAGCAACAUCACGAGUACUAUAGCCUACAGCCUCUGGCUCAACGAUCUAAGUAAGUUGUUCGACAGUGCUUUAGGAGCCACGCGCAAGGAGCAUAAGUUAACAGGAACAGGCUCUCCGAUGGGAAGCAUCCUCUUUGGCGGAGUUGAUACCGAAAAGUAUGUCGGCGACAUGAUGAAGGUCAAGGUCAACCCUACUACGAUCCCGGAUACGUUCGACACUGUUUUCGACCACUUCCGGAUAUCCAUGACCUCGGUCGAGGCGAACAGUCCAUCGGGAAGCGACACUCUCACCUCGGCGAGCUUCCCCAUCGAGGUCAUCCUCGAUUCCGGCACCACCCUCACCUCUCUACCGAUCGAUCUUGUGAAGCAGAUUUGGGAGGAAGUCGGCGCCGAGUUUUCCUCCGUCUUGCGCCAACCACUUAUUCCUUGCUACCGGCGUGACAGCUCGGGCAAAUUCACGUUUGGUUUCGGCGGGCCCGGAGGACCCAAGAUCACCGUUCCGAUGGACGAGCUAGUUUUGGACCUUACUCUCGGAAGGGCACCCCUAUUCCCCAGCGGCAGCAAGUACGAGGGGCAGGAGGCUUGCCUCUUCGGCAUCCAGGACUUCGGCGGGGAACCAUACAUCUUGGGAGGGACUUUCCUGCGCUCGGCUUACGUCGUCUUUGAUCUCGUCAACAACGAAAUUGGAAUCGCGCAAACCGAUUUCAACGAGACAAAGAGCGCCAUUGUGGCCUUCCCGUCUAACGGAUCUAUACCAUCGGCAACGGAGGCUCCGAACCAGGGUCAGACCGACACGCCAGCGCGGCUCGUUGAUCCCGCUUAUAACGCUCGAAGCGGCUUCCGGAAUGCCGCGUGGACCCCUGGCGUGUUUGGAGCAUCGUCCAUCUUAGCGAUGGCUGCGGCGUUCUGGAUGGUGCUUUAG
Molecule: messenger RNA, 1392 nt
Organism: Scedosporium apiospermum
Lineage: Eukaryota; Fungi; Ascomycota; Sordariomycetes; Microascales; Microascaceae
Exons: 2
Coding region: 1-1392 (463 amino acids)
Biological process (GO): proteolysis
Molecular function (GO): aspartic-type endopeptidase activity
Source: RefSeq, a predicted model, not a curated record